AUGGCCACUUUAGCAUCCUUUGUCGCUGGCACCAGCCAGCCCGUCAUAAAGAAGGAGGGACAUGGUUCCAAUGAUGAAUGUGCUUCCCUAUUUUCAAACAAGACCGAAGCAAAGAAUGGUGACUCGAAGCAGGCCAUCUGCAUUGAUGAUGAUGACGACGGUGACGAGAGUAUCUCGGGGCUGUUUACCCGGCCCCGAGAGACUUCAGGUAACUACAACCUCAAUAUCGUCAAGGACGAGAGCGACGAGGAGAAGGGGAACUUCAAGAUGAAGGGGCUGAAGCCGCAAAGCAAAGACACCGUCACAGCUGGGGACUUCUGUGACAAGAUCGAUGUUGACCCGGGGUCUACGGACGAAGAUACUGAUGAUGAGUAUGAUCCAGAUUCUGCACACGAGAAGGACUCGGAUUAUCACGAUUCGGACGACUCAGAUGACUCAGAUGACUCGGACGAAUCGGGGACUCAGCAGAAGAAACACAGGCUGAAACGAGCCGGAUGGAAAGCCUCGGAUAUCAGAAAGGUUAUCAAAAAAUGGGAGAGUGAAAAAAAUGCUUUGCUCGUCAAGCACUACAUGGGAGAGAAGUUAAGCCCCGUGGAGUGCGAGACGCUCGAAAAGCGGAAGAAACAAAUCCCCAAAGCACAGAAGGCACUUGAGAAAUAUGCGAGAGAAUCUCCACCAAAAACUGCUCGAGAGUACUGGCAGCGGUAUCAGAAGCGACAAGACGAAAAAGAGGACAGAAAGCGCAAGCGCGACAGCGAUGAUACAAACCCGAACAAACUUCAGAAAACAGACACGCAAGCUGAGACUUUCAGUAGAGCUGAACACCCUGGGUUCUCAAGAGCAGCAGCCCUAUUCACCACAAAAGGGGCUGAGGACGAUGACGACGGCGACGGCGAACCAGCGAACAGGAUCGAGGCCACAACUCACGACGCCCAAAUGAAGCAGAUCAUGGCGGGCAUUCCCGAGGGUAACGACACCCGACAUACAAAGACGCAAAAGAAGGAUCUGAUGAAAGCUAAGAAAUGUUUCGGGUACAAGCAGAUCAAGGCUAUUGACGGGAAGUGGCAGCUCAAAGGGAUGGGAACCCCUAUGCACAGUCAGCAGCUCGUGGCCGCUACCUGGAUGGUCAUGCGUGAAGCCAUGGGAUUAAUUCCGGCGGGAGGUAUACUGGCUGACGAGAUGGGACUUGGAAAAACCAUCACGUCUCUUGCAACUAUCGUCGGUCAUCCGGCAGAGAAGGAAGACAGAGAAAAUGGUUAUGGCAAGGCAACUUUGGUGAUUGCUGACAGUCCCCAAUCUGCCUCAAGGACCUGGAUGGAUCAGAUCAAGAAGCAUACCUCAGAAAAGUUUGCCAAACGAUGCCUGAUCUACUCCAAGGAGCUUGAAAAAGACGCAAGAGAAAAAGACGCAAGAUGGUGGAGUACGAAGAAUGUGGUAAUCACCAACUUAAAUGCACUGCGUGGACAGUUUCCCAGCAAGAAGGAACGCAAAUUGCUAAAAGCCCAAUGGGCAGGAGAUGAGGAUGGAUAUCAGCAAGCCAUCUCCAAGAACCUCGGUGAACUCUUCCAAGUCAACUGGUAUCGAAUCAUUCUGGACGAGGCUCAUGGUAUAAAGAAUCACACCUCAAGUGGUGCUCUCGCAGUCUGGGAACUCAACGCCAAAUACCGUUGGGCUUUGACUGGCACACCGCUCGCCAACAAACUGGAAGAGUUCUAUCCCUACUUGAAGUUUAUUGGUUGCAAAUUUGCAACCAGCAUGAGAAGAUACCGAGCUGAGUACAUCAAGAGCGACCAGGCAUCUGAAAAUUUCGAACAGUUAGUGGCCCUUGUCAUGAUGAGACGACAGCAGACUGAGAAGUUCCUGGGACACACCAUGGUUCCCCUGCCAAAAAGCCAUCGGAGGGAUAUUUGGAUUCCAUGUGCAGGCUGGGAGAAGAUCCUUGAAGAGGUUGUGGAUGGUGCAUACCAAGAAAAGCUUCUCAACAUCCAAAAUGAAAACGACGAGACUGGAGAAGAGGAACAAGAACAGGAAGAUCAGGAGAGUGAAGACGUACCCGACGACGAGGGCGAAGCCGACUUCGAAGGUGAUGAGAACGAAGGUUCCACGGCUCUAGACGCGUACAGAAUUCUGAGUCUGAGAUGCAUGAGGAUCCUGCAACUGACGUCCCACCCUAUCAACCUCGAAAGUUUCUAUAGAAACGAAGACCAUCAGGCAUACAUUGAUCUGACCAUCAAGCGACUGAAAUCAGAAAUCACUCAGUCGACCAUUGAUGCCGAUCAAAAGGCGUUGGAAGCGUCUCUCGAGCCAGCCUAUUCCUCAGGGCUCCGACAGUUGGAGUUGGUGACCAAGGACAACUUUGGGGCUAGCGAGGAGAUGACAGAGCUGCUCACGCUUGCGGCUAACGAGCAUAAGGUCAAAGGUGUAACCUGCGCCUUCUGUCACAAGAGAAGCCCCCCUGAGAACCCCAUCACGAGCUCAAACUGUGAGCAUAUCUACUGCCACGAUUGCCUCUCCAUUGCAGUCCAAAGCAAAACAAAAACUGGCCGCAUCCGUGCGGCUCCCCAGUGUCAAGUCAUGGGAUGCUCUCCAAAACUUGGAAUGGGCCAAGCAGUAAAGACUCUGGGAUACAUCGACAAAGCUGUAAAGGCUAUAGAUGGUUACAAGGAACCUGGGCGUGAUAGCAUCGGAACACGUUGGACUGGUGGCCCGAAGGACAAGGCGUCGUUCUUUCGCGCCGCUUGUGGUCGCGAUGACAUUGACUAUGGUCCUGUCAGGAUGCCCCUGAGUUCCAAAGUCAAAGCCACUUUGGCAGUAAUGCUGACUUGGAUGGAGGAAGCCCCCGACGACAAGAUCAUCAUUUAUGUCCAGUGGACUAGGACUGCAAAGGCUCUCGGCUGUGUUCUUGAGAGCCUGGGAAUCAAUUUUCUCUACUACAACCGGAUGGCAAACCAAAAGCAAAAGCCUCGAGCACUAGACGAGUUCACCAACAACACAGACAUCAAGAUUCUGGUGUCGUCAAUGAAGUGUGGUGGGCAGUCCUUGAAUCUCCAGAUGGCCAAUCGCGUCAUCAUCCUUGACGAAUGGUGGAAUAAAGCCGCCGAGGAACAAGCGUUCAAAAGAGUAUACAGAACUGGCCAGUUGAAAGAGACUCAUCUUGUUCGCAUCAUCGCGAAGGAUAGCAUUGACGAACGUAUCAUCAUGCUACAGGAUGCAAAGGAAGAGGUCAUCAGGGCUGCACUCCAAGAUGGGGAGAUGCAGCCAAACUUCUCCAACUAUGUUCAGCUUCAAAUGCUCUUCUCUGGAAAGGACAAAGAGACGCUGAUCGCCGAGAUGGAGAAGAAGGCUCGUGCCAAACAGGCCAAGCAGUGA
This is a messenger RNA of Fusarium tjaetaba, 3369 nucleotides long. Its product is annotated as DNA repair RAD5. Lineage: Eukaryota; Fungi; Ascomycota; Sordariomycetes; Hypocreales; Nectriaceae. Gene Ontology annotation, molecular function: ATP binding; ATP-dependent chromatin remodeler activity. The coding region runs from base 1 to 3369 and encodes 1122 amino acids. The transcript has 11 exons. The record is from RefSeq and is a predicted model, not a curated record.